AUGCUCUCUUCACCCCCAGGUCUCAGUGUAGACACCCUACAGGCAAAGCUGUUCCCAGACUCUCCUUCAGCAACAGGUGUCCAACGAAGGCUCUAUGUUCCCACCAAUGGCAUGGAAGAGGAGGAAGGCAUCCGUCACGAGUACAAACUACAUAGCAUAAAGUCGAUCUUGGCACGGCAAAUCUUCGAAAUACCCUUCUCGCACCCAAAGGAGCUCGCCGGCGUAUUCUCUAUACUAAGGCAAUUUGCGCAUGUCAGCGCCUUAUUCAAAAGUUGCUUUAGUCCCGUCGCUGGAAUCAUCCCGAAAACGGAGGAUUCGGUGGUGGCGGCACCGUUGGGGGACAAAGAGAUGGAUCUGGAUGCAUUCUUAGCUGAUGGUAAUGACACGGCUGACGGAGCGGCUCAGCCAGUUCCAGUAGACAUUAGUGCUACGGAAGGGCAGAGCGGUGCGUUUACCCUGGGGGUUAUAUUCCCGCAGAAGACCGGGCAGGGUGUAGUUGGGUGCAGCUUUGAAGUGGGCAGGAAUGCCGAUAUUCGUGUCACGGAAUUGAGCGCUGAUGAUGGGAAGUUGGGCCUUGAUGCUAAUGGUCUGGAAUGGGCACUUGCUAUUGGAAGUGAUUUGGGGAUAGUGGUGGAGUGGCUCAGACAGAGAAGUUGAUCUUGUAUUCCUGCUUUCUCCUUGCUUGCUUGCCUAAUACGUUUGUUCUUCUUGCGCAUCUCUUAUCGCUUUCACGGAUCGAUGUUUUUCUCAGGUGUAAUUUCUAGGGACCACACAAAACACAGAGCCACCAUAAUACCAUAACUCCAAACUCCUUUUUUUUUUUUUUUUCCCACUCGCUCCAAUUCGAUAUAGUAUCCCCCUCAUAACUGCUGCAAGACCCCCGGACACACUCCCAUCGACUCAACUCGGUGCCUGCAAGGCACUCUGAUACUUCUUCGCAACAUCAUCCCCUAGGACCAAAACCAAAACCUAUCCGUCCCAUACACCUCCCCAAAAACCGCCCCGAAAGUCCUCGCCAUCUCCUCCGCAACCUGCGUAACCAAUUCCCUCACCUCCCCAAGUGCGCCAGGGCACGACUCGAUAAGGCCCACCUGCGAUACCCCCAAUCAGUACCACUCACCCAUCCACACACACACACACAGCCCCGGCCCACCCACUCAUUCACCUAUGCGUUGGGAAGAGCAACAAAUCUUCUGCAAAACCUUCAUCCAGAACCCAAACCGGCUGAACGACACCGGUAUCAUCCCCCAGAUAACUACACGGCCAUGACCCAGUUCCCGAUCCUAGCGAUCCGGUUACUUGUGAUACCCACGCGCUUCCCCGGACCCCGUGAAUUUUUAGAGCGGUGCCCGGGAGUGGAUUGCGCUUGCUCGGGAUUGUGAUGAGGGUGGAUGGGGAGGAAGGGGGGGGUGAAUUCGGGGUUUUGCGACGCAUGUUGAAUAGCAGACUCCAUAAUUUUAUAUGAUAUUUGCGGUGCUUUGACAGAAGGAGGGUGGGGAUUGGUGGUCGCGAUGGUAGAGGGCACUGGGGGUUUAUACACCACAGAUUACUCGAAACUUCAACCGAUCCCUUUAGCUUUCCUAUCUAUCUUAAUCCCUCCCCCCC
Messenger RNA from Tuber melanosporum (Perigord truffle), 1605 nucleotides. RefSeq lists its product as uncharacterized. The transcript has a single exon. The record is from RefSeq and is a predicted model, not a curated record. Gene Ontology annotation, cellular component: mediator complex. Lineage: Eukaryota; Fungi; Ascomycota; Pezizomycetes; Pezizales; Tuberaceae. Gene Ontology annotation, molecular function: transcription coregulator activity. Gene Ontology annotation, biological process: regulation of transcription by RNA polymerase II. The coding region runs from base 1 to 657 and encodes 218 amino acids.